CAUAGUUGUGCUGAGUCAUCAGUCAGGUGAGCAGGGUCAGCUGACAACAGUAUUUAGAUCGAAGACUCCCGCGAGCUGAAAGCCAAGCAGAGUUGAGUUUGUGUGAGCUUUAUGAAAAAAUGUAAAGCCUGUAGAUCUUCGAAGACCGUGGGGAGGGAGGCUUGCUGCACACUAAUGACAGAAUUGCCACGCAGAUCGAUGAGGCCAACUAACGAGGACUGUUGAUAUCUGAUGCGAACAUGUGACAUGUGGACACAGGUUGCCGCUGUUCUGUAACUUCAAGUUACAGGAACUUGAGGACAAUAUUCAUCGUGUCUGUCUAUUUCAAGAUACAUCCUAAAUUCCAGAAACGUCCCCCACAAACGCAGUUAACUAGUUCGAGAUUAUUAUUUUGUGCUAUGAUUUGAACAUUUACAUUUAGUUGAUUUGUUUUUGGACGGAGGUAUACUACAAACAAUUUCUACAUUGACCUGUUACACAUAAAAUGAAGAAUGAGUACGUAAUUUAAUCGGAUCUCUAUGACGUCUGAAAAAGGCAUUGUGCCUCCCUGGACACUUCAAUAACCGCCCGAGAAUCAGCAUGAGCCUGAAUAUGGGGUCAGCUGAUGGUGUCCUCAAGCGGGGGUCUUUUGGAUGGAACACUGAUGGAAACUUCAGCUCUGUAUGCCCCAAUGGAUCGGUAUGGGUUUGGGAAGGGCUGGGGGAAUGUGCCCAGGACGCCAGGGACAUGGCCAGUGUCAUCCUGGGUCUGCUGUCUAUAGUGUGCUUCAUGGUUUCUUCUCUGCCGCAAUACUACAGCUCUUGUAAGAGUGGGAAUAUGGACAGCGCCUUGUCCAUUUGGUUUCUGUUGCUGUGGCUGGGGGGUGACUCCUGCAAUCUUGUAGGCUCAUUCUUAGCUGACCAACUGCCGCUACAGACAUACACAGCAGUGUAUUAUGUCCUGGCUGACUUAUUGAUGCUGGGAUUGUACUUUUACUACGUAUCUAAGCACAGGAUGAAUAACAACAGGUCGGUUCUAAAUGUAGUUGGUAUAGUCUAUAUACUGGGCUUCUCUGCCAGCCUCGUUGCCUUACCUGGGUCAGGGUCCCAACAGGAUGUGGUCCUCUCUGGGUUUAAGGGGCGGGCCUUGCUGUCAACUACUGUGGACAGUGUUAAGGCUUUCAGCACCAAGGAGAUCAUUGGGUUUACCAUUGGCUCCAUAUCCUCAGUGCUCUACCUCGGCUCCAGACUGCCACAGAUGCACACUAAUUACACAAGGAAGUCGACGGAGGGUUUGUCCUACUUCCUGUUUGCCCUGGUCAUCCUGGGUAACACUACGUAUGGCCUGAGUGUGCUGCUGAAGAACCCUGAGCAAGGCCAGGGAGAGGGAAGCUACAUCAUCCACCACCUGCCCUGGCUCAUAGGAAGCCUGGGCACCCUAUCUCUAGACGUCCUGAUCUCCGUACAGUUCCUGAUAUACCGCAAUAAUGCCCCUCUGGAGUUGGAAUCGCAGCAUGAUGAGAGAGCUCCUCUGCUGGACAAAUGAAACUGCUCCCUUUGUGCUGAUUCUAGCAGUUCAGACAAUUAUCCCCACCCAAUAGACUCUCACUCACAUUCCUAAACUUUGACAAACACAGGAAAUCCCUUUUCACGGUGUCGUUAUAUUUAUGUGAUUUGUGUUAUGAGAAAGAUGUUAAUUGGGAUUCAGCUGUAGAUUAACAGUUAAAAUAAUCUUUUAGUGAAGGACCUUCCAACCGUUUGUCUACAUUUGUAUAAACCUGUCCUGACAAUCAUGACACUACUACUGGUCACUACAGGGAACAUUGUCGUAUUAGAAUAGUCUUGUUAUUUUAUUUCAGAAGUGAUUGACAAAAAAAAAAAUUUGCAGAUCACUUCAUGACUUGAGUAUACAGAGACAUGAAUAUUAGUGUCUUGACAUGUUACAAUAAAUCCACAUGAACUUCAUUAAAGUGUAAAUGUCUGAAGUACUGUACUUAAUUUAUUUGAUCGUUUACAUCAGUUGCCUUUAAGCAUUUUGAAUUGUACAUUUUAGAUUUAUGUACUUCUUGUUGACCACUUUUGAGGGUAUGGUAUCCAGUCUGGAGACUUGACCUCGUUUGUUCAGUGUAAGCACAGAGUAAUGAUGCUCCCUGUUUCUUUCUUAGUCUGUUCCCUAACAAAUGGUGUUGCAUCAGUACAGAAAUGCACAGGAAGGAUUUAAAAUUUUAUCACGUUGAUAAUGUCUCAUUUCCCACAUUUAGGCAGGAAAAAGACAAUGUUCUAAAGAAAUUGGGAAUGUCUUUCAUUUUGAUUUAUGUUUCACUAACACGCUCAAUAGGACACAAUCAUGCUUUUAACUGAAUUUGUAUGGAGCCCUGCUGUCAUUUGGCCAGUGUACCUGAUCUUUAGUGUGUUAAAUAUGCUGGGAAAAUGUCAUUUUCCGCCUUCCAUAUCCAGCCCGUACUGUUUUUGACUGGACUUCAAGAUUGUAUAAUAAAAUUCAUGAAAAGUAAUUUCACAUUUAAUUGUAAUUUUAAUGUUUGUGCUCUAACUAAUUGUGUUCUAUAAACCAAUUUCUGUUCAUGCAAGUGGCUGACUACAAAUCACCUAUCAGUAGCUGCAAUUUUGCAGUACGCGCAGAUCGUGUUAUCAGCCUAUCACAUGUUAUGAAACUAUUUGUCAGUCACAUGAAACAAAACGGUAAUGAUUAUGCUAAAUCAUGCAAUAUAACUUGUCUUAUAUACGCCUAUACAGAGAUAACUGCUGGGUCUGCCCAGGGAGAGCUGAUUGACAUGUACUAUGGUGCAUUGAGUUGGAACCUCUUCAGCCAGCUGACAAUAAACAAUGAUUCAUUUUAGAUUGA
Salvelinus namaycush (lake trout) is the source of this 2841-nucleotide messenger RNA. Its product is annotated as lysosomal amino acid transporter 1 homolog. The transcript has 10 exons. Bases 580 to 1524 code for a protein of 314 amino acids. The record is from RefSeq and is a predicted model, not a curated record. Lineage: Eukaryota; Metazoa; Chordata; Actinopteri; Salmoniformes; Salmonidae.